AUGGAACGCGAUUUCACCGUCCUCUUCCGCAUCCGACCCUCCUUCCACCCGUCCUCUUCUUCGCCCCUCAUCACAGCCGACGCCACCUCGAAGCAGGCCAUCGUUCUCGAGCCACGCUCCAACGUCCACACGUCGACCACGCACACCACGCACACGUUCGACUCGGAUCACUGCUACCUCCCCGAUGCUGCCACCGAAGCUCUGUUUGAAGCGCACGUCGAGCGCCUGAUUCCAUUUGUGCUAUCGGGCGGCUAUGCCACCGUGCUCGCCUACGGUCAGACUGGCAGUGGUAAGACGUUCACCCUGAGUGCGUGUUCGCGCCUCGCCAUCUCUUCUCUGUUCGCGGCCAAUGCGGGGGCUUGCAACAUCUCGGUGCAGGCGAUCGAGAUCUACGGCAAAAACAAGGUCAAUGACCUCUUUGAUGCAUCCAACGCCAAAGUGCUCAUUGCAGAAAACAUUGCUGGCAGCAGCACCUUUGCCAAAUCCACCACCAAGGCCGUCAGCAGCGCAGACGAGAUGCUGGCAGAGGUCGAAAAUGCCUGGUCGCAACGCAUCACUCGAGGCACCGAGAAGAAUCCUCAGAGUUCCAGAAGUCAUGCUCUCAUCCGCAUCUGCUGCCAGUCGAAGCGCGACAAGAACGCCACGCCGGGUGUGCUGCAACUGGUAGAUUUGGCCGGAAGCGAGCGAGCCGCCGAUCAUUCCUCUGCAACCGCAACUGCCGCGGGAACGAACAACGCUACACGGAUGGCAGAGACUGUGGCGAUCAACACGAGCCUCAUGACGCUCAAGAGCUGUAUUCGUGCACGAACGUGUCCCGCACCGCCUCCUUCCACCGGUGCUGGUGGUGGCGUGCCACACAUUCCCUUUCGCAGCAGCAAACUCACCCUGGCGCUCAAAGAGGCCUUCGACCUGUACUCGCGCCAACCGACGCACACUCUGUUCAUCGCCACCGCCUCGCCCGACGCCGUCGACGUUGCCGCCACACUCAACACUUUGCGAUACGCCUCGGCCCUCGUCUCGUCGCCACACUCCCGCAUUGAGCUGCAGCCAGACGCGCUCGGGAGAAACGUCUUCUUCUGGUCCCCCGCGCGUCUUUCAGAAUGGCUGCUCAAGUACGGCUCCCCCUUGCUUGGCUCACACACGGUUGAUGCGGUACUCGAGGGCAUGGACGGUGGCCGGUUUGCAAAGAUCCCCGAGGGAGAGUUCUACACGAGGAUCCAACACGCUCGUGAAUCCUCGGGCGCGAGUUGGACCGCGAAAGAGGAAUCCGAGGCCAAGGAGCUGUACCUGAAAUGGUGGAAGCUCGUCAUUGCCAGCCGUACCUUGUCGCAGAAGGCGCUCGAGCAGCAGUGGAAAUCGAGGCAGGCCGAGAAGGCGCAAAGGGAGGAAGAGGAGACCAGGCAGGAUAAAGAGGUGCAGCGCUUGCUGAGGCUGCCUGGCAUUGCUGCUGCGCCCACGAGCGCAUAG
Messenger RNA from Sporisorium graminicola, 1467 nucleotides. RefSeq lists its product as uncharacterized. The record is from RefSeq and is a predicted model, not a curated record. Gene Ontology annotation, biological process: microtubule-based movement. Gene Ontology annotation, cellular component: centrosome; spindle; microtubule. Lineage: Eukaryota; Fungi; Basidiomycota; Ustilaginomycetes; Ustilaginales; Ustilaginaceae. Gene Ontology annotation, molecular function: microtubule motor activity; ATP hydrolysis activity; ATP binding. The coding region runs from base 1 to 1467 and encodes 488 amino acids. The transcript has a single exon.